AUCUGCGGUGCACGAUACUUACCGUCAACCGGCAGCCAGAUGUGCCUUUACAAGUUAAUUUGUGCGAUUACCACGAGAGCGUUAUUUCUCAUCGUCUCUCUGGUCAGCGUCUGGAGGGUGACAUGGGUGAAGCAGGAGCCCAACUACUGGCUCCUCACCAUCCUCUUUCUGCCGCUGGUCGUUGAAAUGAUAAUAACGCUUAAGAGUCGAAGGGGAAAAGAUUAUAAAUGGUUUUCUCCGGCCAUCUUUCUGUUUCUCAUCAGCAUUAUUCCCUCCAUCUGGAUCCUGGAGCUCCACAACCAGAAUGAGAAAGUCAACGUCUCUCAGUGCAGAAAGCUCAACUCGUGGGACAAUCUGCGUAAUAUAAUCACUCUGAAUGAGACCGGAAACCUCACAUCCCAUAACUACCUGGAGAAAUUGAACCAGGUGUUAACGACUGUGUGUUCCAACGACUGGAUCCUGGCUCUUCAUCAGAUCCUGCUCCUCCUCCUCAUCGUGGGGAAGUGGCUCCUCCCGCUGGGAGGCGGAGUCACGCGUGAUGAGCUCUCGCAGCUUCUGCUCAUUUUUGUUGGCACUGCAGCAGACAUCCUCGAAUUUACUAGUGAGACGCUGUCAGAUGUCAAAGAGAACAGUCCUCAGCUGGUCUACAUCAUCUUAGCUGUGUGGUCUUGGAGCAUGCUGCAGUUCCCGCUCCAUCUGGCUGUGGUGAACUCCAAACCAGAUUGUGAUGGCGAGCAGGGGGCCAAGGAGGUGUCGCUCUUAUCUAAGCACAGCACGGACAUGUGGAGCAUCGUGGAGGCCUUGUUCAUCCAAGACGGGCCUUUCCUGGCGGUCAGGCUCACCGUUAUGACCUAUUUUGACGUCUUCCACCAGAUGCUGGUGUUCUUUGCCAUCAAGAACUUCCUGGUGGUCAUACUGAACUUGUACAGGUUGGUUAUUUUAUGCCAGGACUUCCGCAGUAGAGCCGACCGGGACAGCGCCGUCCCGUGUGUUUGACGAGUCCUCUCCGGGAGCCCGAGAGAUGUUACUCUCGCAUCUGUACAGUCACACCGGACUGGUAAGAACUGCAAUUGGAGGAGGAAGAGAAGGCAAUGCUUGCUUUCUGUUUUCUUCUCACAAUAUACUUUAAAAUUACCUCUCAUUUUGUGAGGAAGGAGCCUGGAAGACAUUCAGAUAAAGCAGUUAAAAAGUUUAAAGAAAUACCCAGAAUUCAACACAAUAUUGUUUGACUUUGUCCCAUUUUGUAUUUACACCAUUUCAAAGCCUUACAGUCUCUCACGCCGGGUGCCGUCAGUAAGUCCCUGAGGGUUCAGGGUUCAAGGCCUUAGGGGGCACAUUAGGAAAGGGACAUGAAGUGUUGACUGAAGCUGAGCUUGAGAGAGUGUUUCCUUAUCUGAACCCGGACAGGAAGUUAGAAUAUAUUGCCAAAGCAUCCAAUGUUAGUUGCUAGUUUGAAAAAAUCCACCUUAUCAGCACUGGACAUACAUUCUGUUAUUAGUAUAUGAUUUGAAUGGAGAAAUUUUUUUACCAAACUAUUUCAUGGUAUUUUGUUCCUAUAAUUUCCCUUUGAUGACUCAAAGUUUGAGUUAUAUGUGUGACUUGCCCUUUAAAGCCAUGGAUUACUUACUAGUUUUAUAUACGUACUUAUUGUUCCGAUUGUAACGCGGAAUCAGGGAAAUAUAGAUGGGAGACAGAGGAAAAGGAGGGAACCGAACAAAAAAUUCAGUUUUAUUUUUUAUAUCUAGCCCAAUAGCACAAAUAACACAUCCUCCUCAGAGGGCUUUGCAAUGUGUACAGCAUACGAAACCUUCUAUCCUUUUCCACCCUCACUUCAGAUAAGGAAGGGAGAAAAAAAAUGUGGGGGAUCAGUCAAAUAAAUAUUACAUGUGAACAUUACUGAGCACAAUACUGAGCACCCGCUGUGCCAGCACCUACAGUAAGUGGAGCCAGGCUUCUGUUUCGGUAAGGAAGGGCAGAUGUUUUAAAGUGUGAUGCACAGCUUCUUGUUGAGCGGAAGUGACCACAGGGACCACAGGAAGACAGGAAGUUAGAGAGAUAUACUGGAUGACAUAAAGUGAUGACUGAAGCUGAGAUUGAGUUAACCCAGACAGGAUGAAGACAUCUUAUCAGCACUGGAUCAGGAAGGCCAUGAAUUAUGUUUUUUCUUUUUUAUAUUUGUAUAAGGAUAUUAUUUUUCCAAAAUAACUUGCGUUAUUCUGUAUUUGCCCUUUAGUUUUUUUUUUUAAAGGAGAAAUAUUGUAUUUACGAGUCAACAGAUUUAUUAUCUAAUAUCAUUUCAAAUAAAGAGACGCGACUUGACAUUUCACUCAGGUAAUCAACUCAGUUAGAGUUAUUUGCACUACUUGCCCUUUUAAAGCUGAUUAAUAUUGGCUUUAUAAUGCCAAAGAAUCAGUAUUACAACUCUCUGGUUUGCAACUUCAACUCAAACUGUGUAUUUUGACGGUUUAUGUGAAGAAUAAAUGAUGUGAGCAUGUUUGCACUUCUCAACUGACACCUAAAACAAGAGUUCAUCUCACAGUCGCUUCUCUCAAUAUUCCAAUUAAAAUCCACAUUUAAAAAAAUGAACAUUGACUGAUUGUAUUCUCUACAUCUACAAACACAGACCACUGUCUCCCCAUGGUGGACAUCAGAGUCUUAACACCCACAAAAGCCACUAACCACUAUAUAAGCCAACAUAAAUAAAAACUAUAAAAUGUAUUGUGACAAAUAAAAUAAAGAAUAAUUAAACUAAAACAUG
Molecule: messenger RNA, 2758 nt
Organism: Pseudoliparis swirei
Lineage: Eukaryota; Metazoa; Chordata; Actinopteri; Perciformes; Liparidae
Product: transmembrane protein 26-like
Exons: 6
Coding region: 40-996 (318 amino acids)
Source: RefSeq, a predicted model, not a curated record